AUGUCCACAGCCAAAGUUCCUCGUGUAAUGCUAAAUUCCGGCCAAAUGAUACCGACAGUGGGCUUCGGUACCGCAGCACUACCUAUGCCACCGCCUGAACACCUUACAUCCAUAUUCAUCGACGCCAUCGAGGCCGGCUACCGCCACUUUGACACGGCAGCCUCCUAUGGCACGGAGGACUGCGUCGGCCGAGCAGUGGCUGCGGCACUGGACCGUGACCUUAUCAAGAGCCGGAACGAAGUUUUUGUCACUUCUAAAUUGUCGAUAUAUGAUACUCACCAUGAUCUUGUUUUGCCUGCCCUCAAAGAAACGCUCAGGAAACUGGGGCUUGAAUAUGUGGAUCUUUACCUCGUACACUGGCCGAUAAGGAUUAAGAAGAGUGCCGACCGAUUCAAGCUCAGUGAAGAUGACAUCCUUCAUUUUGACAUAAAGGAAACUUGGAAGGCUAUGGAAGAAUGCUGCCAAUUAGGUUUAGCGAAGUCCAUUGGUGUCAGCAACUACAGUUGUUUAAAACUCUCGAAACUCUUAGAAAAUGCCACCAUCCCUCCUGCUGUUAAUCAGGUUGAAAUGAAUGUGGCAUGGCAGCAACAAAAAUUGCUUCAGUUUUGUAAAGAGAAAAACAUUCUUGUUUGUGCAUGGUCUCCAUUGGGAGCAAAUGGUGCUGCUUGGGGCAGCCAUCAAGUGAUGCAGAGCCCUGAUCUUAAAGAGAUUGCGGCAGCUAAGGACAAGAGUGUAGCACAGGUAGCUUUGAGAUGGAUACAUGAGCAAGGAGCAAUUCCCUUAGUGAAGAGUUUUAACAAAAAGAGGAUGAAAGAAAACAUUCAAGUAUUUGAUUGGAAGCUUACAUACGAAGAAGUUAGUCAGAUAAAACAUCUCCCUCAGGCUAAAGGCUUUAGAGCUGAACGCUAUGUUUUUCCAAAGGGGCAGUACAAAUCCGUGGAAGAACUUUGGGAUGGAGAAAUAUGA
Messenger RNA from Fraxinus pennsylvanica, 966 nucleotides. The record is from the annotation of a GenBank genome assembly. NCBI's taxonomy places the organism in Eukaryota, Viridiplantae, Streptophyta, Magnoliopsida, Lamiales, Oleaceae.